Umbelopsis ramanniana AG is the source of this 2329-nucleotide messenger RNA. RefSeq lists its product as uncharacterized. The record is from RefSeq and is a predicted model, not a curated record. Gene Ontology annotation, cellular component: endoplasmic reticulum membrane. The transcript is spliced from 4 exons. Gene Ontology annotation, biological process: ergosterol metabolic process. The coding region runs from base 33 to 2069 and encodes 678 amino acids. NCBI's taxonomy places the organism in Eukaryota, Fungi, Mucoromycota, Umbelopsidomycetes, Umbelopsidales, Umbelopsidaceae. Gene Ontology annotation, molecular function: ergosterol O-acyltransferase activity.
GCGUAGUCUUCUUUCUGUGUAAUACACACAGAAUGACGCAACUGAGCCAACAUCAGAAGCAAAGUGCGGCUCUCCAGCCAAGGUACGGAUGUUUCGCCAAGUAUGACAUGUAUCGACUCCACCAAGAAAUGCCGGGUGACCAUAGUGUGAGACCGAGGCAAUUGAAUGACGGACGCCCAACAAAAAAGCCAAGAAGAGCAAGGGAACUUCGUAAUUUGGUACUAGAUAACAGUCACAAAAUGAUUGUUGAGCUCCAAGAUGUCAAGUGCCAAGGUCCGAACCAAAGCCUUUUUAGCUCCCGUAAUUUUUUCUCCUCCCUUUUUCUUACCUCUUCACUACUUCAUAUCAUAACCGCCCUAGGGCAAAAAAUCAUGACAGCCGCAAUGGUUUCCACAGAAACUACAGAAACCCCAAAGUUUGAUCAUACCAGCCUGCUCAAGCACGCUGUGCAUAACAAUAUCUAUACCAAUGGCUCAGCGCUGCAGUCUGAACCUAUCUUGAAUAAGAGUGGCCUACAUGACCCUGCGGAAUUUGACGAGAGACCACCUUUGAGCAAGAUAAACUCAUCCCCUGAUACUACUACACCUGUAUCAAAUCCUUCGGUGCGUUCCAAACGACGUCGUCGCUUGACAUUCAGGCCACGCAUGACUCCGUUAGAUCUAGCCAAUCCCGAAUCCACGAACGAUCAGUUUCGCGGAUUUUUUACUCUAUUCUGGCUCGCUAUGGCCUUCUAUGUCCUUCAAACUGUUAUCCGGUGCUACGAACAAGAAGGCAUUCUGCUAUCCCUUGGCUUCUUUAGGUUAUUUUCAAAGGACGGCUUGGCUCUGUUAAUAUCGGACCUUGCAAUGGUUUCAAUGACGUUAUUUUCGGUACCUUUCUCUAAGCUCAUACUUUCUGGUUGGCUGCCUUACGACAAUAUUGGUUUCAUUUUACAACACGUUUUUCAAGCGGUCUUCUUGUUUGUCAGUAUUUAUUGGACUUUCUGGAGAGAUUGGCCUUGGGUGCAGUCAGGAUUUUUCACUUUGCACACCAUUGUGAUGAUGAUGAAAAUGCAUUCAUACACGUCAUUGAAUGGAAACUUGUCUUUGAAGCUGCGACGUCGCAAGUACUUAAAGGAAUACAUCCCAAAAUGGAUAGCGGAGCAUCACACUGGUGAAGGAAGCCCGCACCUUCCGGUAUCUCCGUCAUUGUCUGAUGUGGCCGACGAUGCCUCUAUCGCAUCUGAAAUCACCGUUCAAUCCGAAAAGGAAUAUCGCGGCUAUUCAGAGACCGAUGCUGCUGAACUGAAGGUGAUGGAGGAGGAAUUGGAAAUUAUCGAAGAAGACCUUGUGCACGGCAAGACGCUCUUCCCUAAGAAUAUUACCUUGGUAAAUUAUCUCGACUACUUGCUGGUGCCAAGUCUGGUGUACUGGAUGGAAUACCCGAGGACGGACCGCAUUCGCCCCUGGUAUGUGUUUGAAAAGACGGUUGCCACCCUGGGCAGCUUCUUAUUGCUGUACGUCACAACCGAGAGAUACAUUCUCCCAAAACUCUACGACCCUACCAUGUCCGAAGCUCGUGUGAUUGUUGAACUCUUGUUUCCCUUCAUGAUCAACUAUCUCCUUAUCUUUUACAUCAUUUUCGAGUGCAUUCUCAAUGCGUUUGCGGAAAUAAGCAUGUUUGCUGAUCGAAACUUUUACGAAGACUGGUGGAAUAGUGUAACCUACGACGAAUUUGCCCGAAAAUGGAAUAAGCCUGUACAUCAUUUCUUGCUUCGACAUGUGUAUGCGUCUUCCAUGGAAGCAUACAAAUUAACCAAGACCAAUGCUACAUUCCUCACCUUCUUCAUAUCCUCAUGUCUUCAUGAACUGGUCUUGGUCAUCGUCACUCGCAAAAUCAGAAUGUAUCUUUUCAUUCUGCAAAUGUUACAAAUUCCUUUGAUUAUUAUUGGACGUCAUCCUAUCAUCCGUAAGCGUAGCUGGCUAGGCAAUGCAUUUUUCUGGGUUUGCAUGUUCGUUGGACCUCCCCUUCUUGGCAUCCUUUAUUGUCGCGAAGUCUUUUGGUCCAUGAAGCAAUCUGGCGCAUUAUAACCGAACUAUAUAAUUUUCUAACCUCCUACUACCCUUUUCAUACAAUUAUUGUAUACUCUUCCAUUAUUCUCUCAGUGUAUGCUGCAAUCCCGCGUAAAACCAAACUUUUAGUUAAAAAGCGAACUGUGAUAUUAAAAAGCGUGAUCGUUGAAAUGAAAUUCAGCUGGUUGUUGAUCACGUUUUAAAAACAUCAUCAGAUUCUGUUGAGAUAGAACGAUUCUUGGUGCAAUUAAAAAGUCUUUUUUUAAAAAAUACAGUCC